Messenger RNA from Symbiodinium sp. CCMP2592, 1899 nucleotides. Lineage: Eukaryota; Dinophyceae; Suessiales; Symbiodiniaceae. The record is from the annotation of a GenBank genome assembly.
AUGCCAAGUUCCAGGCGUUGGCUGAUCCUCCAAGGUCCAGUGUUGCUCUCAGCGCCUGCACUACCACCUGCGCGAUUCGCAUUACUUGCAAGCAUUUGGCCCUGGCUCAGCUUGGGCACGGGUGACGAAGAUUGCUUUCGUGGGCAACCUUGGCUCAGCUAUGAGACGUGCUGCCAGGAUAAGUCGCAAGAAGAACUUUGCUGGGGUGUUGAUGCAGAAGGUGUCGGCGAGUAUUGCUGUGGGCGUGAUGUCCGUCCAGGAGCCCGCUCGCUCUUCGCAGCAGAGCUGUGGAAUCUUGUUGGCCAUAUCAUUCUGGAAGUUCAAUCUGCCGUGGAUUGUGAGUUAGCAACGUGGCAGGAUGGAGCAUCUUACAGGUGUGAAAAGGCUUUGUUGGCCAGGCUGGUUCAGUUGGACAUUGUUGACGCUAAAUGGGUCGUCAAUGUAUGGCUUCCCUCCAUGCAUCGAAGGCCCGGAAGGACUUCUGUCGAAAGGCUUCACUUUGCCAUGCUCCUAUGCCAAACAUUUUUACAUUGGCGAACUGCAGCAGUCGUGACAGAAGCACUUGAAGGUGAAUUUCUGACUCCGCUUCGAGUCUCUCAUGCGGCAGCAGCUGACGAGCUGCAUCGAUACUCAUUGCAAGAAACAGGUAGGAGUUGGUCCAAGCAGUUGGCACUGCUCAGGAGUGCUCCACGUGACCUGGGUGUUGUUCAUCUGGGACUAGUUGCAUCUGUGGGCGAGCCGGUGUUCGCCUUCAAGGCCAUGGCCACAAUCCGCUCAGCCUUAUUUUUCGCACGGCAGAGAAGGCUACACUUCCACCUCUUUGUAGAUGCUGCUGGUGAGCGUGCCAUGCGCUACUGUCUUGACGAGCUGCAGCAGAGGGAGCCAAUCUUGGCAUCUCGUGCUGCGGCGUUUGAGCUGCAUGGAGAAGAUGUGUUGAGCCAUUUCUUCAAACUCCUUCAAACAAGCAUUGUACCGGGAUGUCUGGGGCAAACACAGCUCUUUGGUGAUGCCGGCUGGAUUCGGCUUUUCGUUCAUGAACUAUUCAGAAGUCGUCCCGAGGUGGACUUGCUAGUAUUUGUAGACGCUGGAGAUUACGUAUUUCUCGAGGAUGUGUCGCGGAUCCUCGUACAAAGACAACAUUUCAGAGCAUCCCAGCUUGCCGCCUCCCCACGAAACGGAGACAUGCCUUUUCAGCUCUUGGAUUUGCCCCGAAUGAGGCACCACGGCUUCACCAAGAUCCUUUCGGAGACGGUCCGAGAGGGCUUCGAAUCGGCUCCUUCCUACUUUUGCAGCCUUGGGGAGGGCGCCACCACCAAACACCUCGCUUCAAACGAAACACUGUGGCAUGUCUUCGAGGAACCCUGGGUAGUCGAACCCCGGGAGCACGGAGGCAUACAAACUCGAGGUGGCGGCGUCAACAACUUGUGGAACAAAGAAGUUGAUGAUGCCAUCUGGAGGGAUAGGGUCUAUCCAGGGCUCUUCGACUGGACAGUCUUAAGAAUUCACUGCCCGCUCUUUUUGGAAAGUUUUUUUGCAACGACCUUGGAAGGGAAACUGCCGCCAAGUCGCUCACAGUACAAAUUUCUUGGAUGGGCCGUCCGCGUAUAUCAUCGCGGAAGCGUCAGCAACUCGACCUUGGAGGCGUCAGGCUUGCACAGCGGACAUCUCAGCUACGUCCGUUGCAAUGAGAAGGCCUGGGGCGUGCAUUUCACUUCGACCCUGAAGAGUGUGCCGUGGGGCAGAAACUUCCUGAAUUUCUGGGCGGGCGCUAAAAAGCUGGGUCGCGGCGAGGCCGUCGCAUGGGGCAAAGAUGAGCAGGACUGGCUGCAGCGCUCGCUGGCUUCGGCUGCGACUUUUUCCGAGCGGAGCGGAAAGACCAAAAUACCUCCAAGUCAUUGA